Sinocyclocheilus rhinocerous is the source of this 1235-nucleotide messenger RNA. RefSeq names its product dehydrodolichyl diphosphate synthase (gene dhdds). Gene Ontology annotation, biological process: polyprenol biosynthetic process. The coding region runs from base 81 to 1088 and encodes 335 amino acids. Gene Ontology annotation, cellular component: endoplasmic reticulum; dehydrodolichyl diphosphate synthase complex. Gene Ontology annotation, molecular function: ditrans,polycis-polyprenyl diphosphate synthase [(2E,6E)-farnesyl diphosphate specific] activity. The transcript is spliced from 9 exons. Lineage: Eukaryota; Metazoa; Chordata; Actinopteri; Cypriniformes; Cyprinidae. The record is from RefSeq and is a predicted model, not a curated record.
CGUUUGCUGUCGCGUUUCUGUGUCGUCAUUUCCUGUCAGAGGAAGAAGACGUUAUUGUACAGACAGGCAAAAGUCCAGUCAUGUCGUGGAUUCGAGAGAGGCAACUCUCCUUUUUAGAAAGGCUCACUGCCAACAUCCUAAAGGCAGGGCCUAUGCCCAAACAUGUGGCCUUUAUCAUGGAUGGUAACAGGCGUUUCGCCCAAAAGGCACAUGUGGAGAGGCAGGAGGGCCACUCGCAGGGUUUUGAGAAACUGGCAGAGACGCUCCGCUGGUGCUUAAACCUGGGCAUUCACGAGGUGACUGUAUAUGCAUUCAGCAUUGAGAACUUCAAGCGCUCCAAAGAGGAGGUGGAUGGUCUGAUGGAGCUGGCCAGACAGAAGUUCAGCCGCCUGCUGACAGAGCAGGAGAAUCUGGAGAAGCAUGGUGUGUGUAUUCGUGUGCUGGGAGAUCUGACUCUACUGCCUGCAGAUCUGCAGCAGCUUAUUGCCAAAUCUGUGGUGGCAACUAAAGCACACAACAAGUGUUUUCUGAAUGUGUGCUUUGCAUAUACCUCAAGAUAUGAAAUUGCAAAUGCAGUGAAGGAAAUGGCAUGGGGAGUAGAGCAGGGCCUGAUAAAAUCCAGUGAUGUGUCUGAGGUGCUCCUCAGUGAGUGUCUCUAUAGCAGUAAUUCUCCUAACCCCGAUCUGCUCAUCCGUACGUCUGGAGAAGUGCGUCUUAGUGAUUUCCUACUGUGGCAGACCUCAUAUUCCUGUCUAGUGUUCCAGUCGGUCCUGUGGCCGGAAUAUUCAUUCUGGAAUCUAUGUGAAGCUGUUUUACAGUACCAGCUGAGUUAUCCAUCUCUCCAGAAAGCUCGAGAUCUGCACAGAGAAGACCAAGCGCUCCAGCAGAUGGAAGCGGAUCGCUCCUGUGUGGCUGAGCUCCUGCAGCAUCGUGGGAAUGGAGAGCCCAUGGAUGCCCAGAGUCGACAGAAAGAACUGUUGAACUACACCGCCAGCCGAGAGGAGAGGGUUCACUGCUUUCUCAACACCCUUCAGCACAAGAGAGACACUUUCUUCAGUGAUUUAAGCAGCCAGGCUGUUGUGGCUUAGCUUUGAACUUUUUUUAUUUACUGAUCUGUAAAUACUUCAAAUCUGGAAGGAUGUUUUACCCCGUUUUAUGGGGCAGUGGAUAUGUAUGCUUGAUAUUAAAAUAGAAAUUAUCUUAAAUCUUCAAAUAAAUUCAGUUUGAUUGAUUGA